CGUUUUUUUUUUUUUUUUGCUGCUGCUGUUCUAUUUUUACCACUUCGUUCGUUCUCCUGUGUCCGUGAAACGGCCGAGGCCAUGUUCUCCUCCCGGUCCUCGUCACUGCUGCACUGGACGGCCAUGGAGCAGGCCGACUCGGACGUGCUGGACAUCAGCACCAAGGUGCAGCUGCACGGCGUCCUGUGGAAGAAGUCCUUCGCACGGCCCUCCGCCAAGUGGUCCCGCAGAUUUUUCAUCAUUAAAGAGAGCUUCCUUCUCUACUAUGCAGAGAAUGAGAAGAGGAACUUUGAUACAAACCGAUACUUCAACAUCCACCCCAAAGGAGUGAUCCCCCUGGGGGGGUGCGUGGUCACCCCUAAAGAGGAGCAGGGAAUGCCCUUUGCCAUGACCAUCACCCACGAGGACUUCACUGGCGACGUCGUCCUGGCGGCUGACUCGGAGGCGGAUCAGGCCCAGUGGGUGGAGCUUCUGCAGGAGUCGGGAAAAGUCACCUGGAAGAACGCCCAGCUCGGAGAGGCCAUGAUUGAGAGCCUGGAGGCGCAGGGGCUGCAGCUGGCCAAGGAGAAGCAGGAAUACUUGGAUAAACUGAUGGAGGAGACUGAGGAGCUGUGCCUGCAGAGGGAGCAGAAGGAGGAGCUGGAGCGGCUGAAUCAGGUGCUGGAGGAGGAGAAGCAGAGGUUUGAGGAGGUGGUUUCUGAACUGAGGACGGAGCAGGACCAGAUCAAAGUGGAGCUGGAUGGUACAGCCCAGUCACUGAAAGGAGUGGAGGUGGAGAAGGAGGAGCUCCACAGCCUGACCACCCUGCUGCAGAAAUCACUGGAGGAGCUGUCCCAGGAGAAGCAGCACACCCUGGAGCUGCUGCGGGUGAAGGAGCAGGGCUCGCAGGAGGAGCGGGCUGAGAAGGAGGUGCAGGAGGAGCACGACCCCGGCCUCCUGAAGGGGAACCUGCGGCAGAUUGAGGAGCAGAUGAGGAGGCUGCUGCAAGAGAAGGAGCAGGCACAGGACAGGCUGAAGGAGAAUGAGCAGCGGGCUCGGGUUCUACAGCAGGAGCGGGAGUUCUACUCCACACAGGCCAUGGCGCUGCAGAAGUCCCUGUCUGAGCUGACUGUCGACAAGCAGCAGACUGAGGCAGAGCUGAAGGCGGAGAUCCAGGCGCGGAUGGAGCUGGAGCAGAGGCUGAAGCAGGCCGAGGAGGCGCUCCGGAGUCUGGAGCAGGGCCUCAGCUCCCUGGAUUGCACCAAGGAGAAGGAGGAGAGGAUGAAGGGAGACGUCAGCCAGCUGAGGAAGUUCUUUGAGGAGUGUAUCUGCGCCGCGGAGAUUGAGGCCAAGCUGCCGGCCAUCAUGAAGAACGCCGUGUACAUCCACAAGGCCGCGGCACGGCGCAUAAAGAGCUGCCGCGUGCAGAGGAAGGCCUCCAGACACCACUGGGCCCAGCUGAAGCACUCCAAGUCCUUCAUUCUCUCGCCCGACGAGGAGCCCUCUCUGGAGGACCUGAGGGAGAAGACCGCUCGUCGCUACACCUGUGACAGCUCCUUCCGAGAGAAAGUGUUCAAGAUCAUCUCCCACAAGGACCCGGGGAAGGCUGACGGCUGAGCUGUACGCCUGUCGCUGAGCAGACUGAGCAGCAAGCCUGUCGCUGUGGACCACACACACACACACCGGAACCCCCAGGUUUAACACUAACUUUUUCCCAGUUUGGACCAUCUUUAGAUUUUUUUUACCACAAUCUUGAAGGCUUAGUUCCCAGCUCCCAGCUGAGUGUAGGAAAAGAGGGGUGGAGAUUCAGAAUGGAAUUUUCGGGUGGAUUAUAUUUAGCUCAUAUAUAUGCAUUAAACUUUUUAUGAUUUAUUUUCUAACUUGCCUUUGUAAGUGCUUCCCCUGCAACCAGGUGUGGUUAUUGGGUGGAUACCCAUUUGUUUUUGUAUUAGAGAGUGCUACCAGAUAACUGACGGAACACUAAAAGAAUCAUCAGAAAUCGGCUGGCGUGCAGAGCCAAAACAACAAAAAUUGUGUCACUGUCCAAAUACUAACAAACUGCACUAUGUAUUCAGUUAUGACAUUAAUACUUUCUAAGGGCUUGGGAAAGGGAAAUGUAUGGGACUAUAAUUUGCCGAUCUAUGCAAUUAAAAGUAAUAAUACAUGUACCGAACUAAUAAAUAUUCAACAUACAAA
Anguilla anguilla (European eel) is the source of this 2175-nucleotide messenger RNA. RefSeq names its product pleckstrin homology domain containing, family D (with coiled-coil domains) member 1 (gene plekhd1). The record is from RefSeq and is a predicted model, not a curated record. Lineage: Eukaryota; Metazoa; Chordata; Actinopteri; Anguilliformes; Anguillidae. The coding region runs from base 82 to 1596 and encodes 504 amino acids. The transcript is spliced from 13 exons.